Molecule: messenger RNA, 2088 nt
Organism: Colletotrichum chrysophilum
Lineage: Eukaryota; Fungi; Ascomycota; Sordariomycetes; Glomerellales; Glomerellaceae
Exons: 4
Coding region: 1-2088 (695 amino acids)
Source: RefSeq, a predicted model, not a curated record
AUGAACUCGCUUCGCGAUGCCAUUAAAUACCGACGCAAGGUCUCCGAGAUAUUUUACAAAGCUGGCGCCGCUGACGAAGGCCAUGAAAACUUUGUCUGGAAGCUCGAAGAGAUACAUACGAUGUUGUGGCCUCUUGAGUCAAACAUGGUGGCAUUCGUCGACGACGUCACCGAGGCUGAAGACACAAAGUGGAAGAACGCCUUUGCACCUUUGCCUGUCGACGAUACUCAGGACUCGCCUCAAAGCUCUAAACCCAAUAACUCGGAGAGCAGCCACAACGCCAUUACAAUCCCUAUUCCCGACGCUAUCCCUGCCCCCUCUUUGCCUGAUACUGCUCCACAACAGCCGGAAAUGAACAAGGUGCACAAGCAGCUCAAAGAGAUAUGGGAACAGGCGGCCAAAGGCGAGGCUCCCAUCGCUCUAGCUGCUUGGUUUACCAAUCUAGUCGCCAUGCACAAUUUCAGCGCGCAUUCGUAUCAAUCCGUAAUCCGUGGUAUUAUUCGGCGACUCGACGACGACCAAGACCCCGAUGAGUGUCUGAAGUCGGCGUCGAGGAUGUUCAUGACAGCUUGCGUCAUGGCAGAAUAUGCCAAGGAGAUUCGAGACUUCGACGCCCCCGAAAUACAGGGGAGCCUACGCGUCUUAACAGAGUGCCCAUUCAAGUAUACGAUCGAUUGUACAAAGACCUCCGAGACAGCGUCAUGGUGGUCAGAGGCACGCAAACAGCAGAUUCAUAGCGUUCUCGAAGCGGUCAAGACUGCAUUGCCAACAAGCGGGCCCGGUUCCAGAGCGAUUGUGCCGGUGGAGAGCUGCAGAACGAGCGACUGCGAGGGCAAUCAGAUCUGCGAGGCCUUCUUUGAUCUGACUCUGAGAUUCUUCCUCCAAAAGCAGCGUCCGCGUGUCCCACAGUGGGAUCAAGUCAUUAUAAUGGACCUUUUCAUACUAACAGAAGACGCUGCAUCGACGCCUAGUGCUCGUUCGAGCAGCCUUCAAUACCGGACUGCGGCUCUCCAGUUUGCCAUGGACGUGCAUGAGUGCAUUAACGAAUUUCGGAAUCCCAACUCCCCUUUUGCAAAACAAUACCCCAUUGUACUAACCUGCGCGGAUGGGUUUUGCAAUGCAAUCAAGCAGUACUUCGAAGAAUACAAAUCUGGCCCCUAUCACGAAUCCCCCUGGACGAUGGGCUGUCACGUGGUGGAGCUUCUGAUGCUCGCAACAAGCCUUGGCUUGUUUCUGUGCCGUCAAUACGGCGUUCUUUACUCGAUAUUGCACCUCUAUAAUGCUUUGCGCCGAUUGAAUGUCAAGGGACUUCAGAUUCCGGAGAACCGCGAGUUGAACAAGCUUACUCAGAUGUUUUCUUUGGAAAUAUUCAAAGGAGACCCGCCAUGUCGUGGGUUUCUCCAUGCCUUCCGCUACAUAGUAUACAAAAGCCACAAGUAUUCAGCCUCAACAUCGGAAGCGUCCAACCUGGAAAAGGGAUUGCUCAGAGGCCAUUUCAGAGCAGGCGACCCGUUUCUCUCACUUGUCACCCAACACAAAGACCUCCAUCGCCGGAAUCCCGUUUUCCUCACCAGGGUUUACAAGAACCCCGUCCCAAUAGCAUACGACUGCGGCGAUGAAAACUGCGCGCAACACAAGUCCAAAGCAUGGGAAUACAAGAUCGAAAAGGUCCGCAGAGAAUACGAAAAGACCACGCUUUCCGAGUACACCGCCAAAGCUCGGGAUGCAGCGGCUGCAGAGCUUUCCGAAGACAGUCCCUCGUCGCGCCUCAACUUUCUGAAGCUGUUUCAAGCGUAUUCCCAGAUGCUGGAUGAAUUCGCCAAAAGAGUCAAGGGACGUCUAAAGGUGGAGUACACCAAGCAGAGGUUAUGGACAAGUGACAUGGAAUAUGGGCUGGAACUGAGUCGUUUUGCUGUCGAAGAAACACUGGAGCAGAUUGACCUCAACUUCAAUGGCACCAGGAGAGAGCAGGUACAUUUAAAGGGACACCCACUCCUCCAGAGUGCAGUGAAAAUGUUUAAAGAUAUGAAGGAGGGCAGGAAGCCAGAAGAUGCGGAGCUCACGAGAUUUCUUUGGGAUCUCGCGUGA